AUGUUCAGCAAACAUUAUGAAACGAGGCUGGUGCAGCAAUGCAGCCCUCUAAGCAAGAAACAGUGCCUAAGGUUUCCAGCAACACAUACAAAUGGAGAUAGAUUUACGCCGUGUCGUGCAGGGAACAACUGGCAGACAGCAUUUCAAGCUAUACACAGAGGCACAGAAAAUCAACCGACCAAGAAAGCCAGGGGCGAUGGCGGAGGCGACAAUAGCAGUGGAGGCCGUGACCAACAUGCAUAUAACUGCCUCCUUCAAAAUGAACUACUUGGGGCUAGAAUCGAGGAAGUUCGAGGCCCGGCAGCUACUUGUGCAGAUGGGAGCAAAGCCAGUUUGGGAGCUGCACAAAAUCCGAGGUCGUCGCCGGCGUAUCUCCCAGUCUAUAGAUUCAACGCUCAGAGUCAAAGUGCUGUGGAAAACAUAGACCCAUCGCCGUACAGCCUGUCACCGAUAUCAGCGAAGUCUGAAAAAUUACUCCGCUCCCCGAGAAAAGCCACACGGAAGAUAUCUAGAAUUCCUUUUAAGGUGCUUGACGCACCCGAACUGCAGGAUGAUUUCUAUCUGAACUUGGUGGACUGGUCAGCUCAAAAUGUUCUCAGUGUGGGAUUGGGUAGUUGCGUUUAUUUAUGGAGCGCUUGUACUAGUCAGGUGACACGGCUGUGUGACCUGUCGUCAGAAGGCAACGCUGUCACUUCUGUGGCGUGGAGCGAGCGGGGUCAUCUGGUAGCUGUGGGCACACAGAAGGGACACAUUAGUGUUUGGGACGUUGCUGUAAAUAAGGAGCUGACGAAACUACAAGGUCACAUUGCCCGAGUGGGCGCGCUGGCGUGGAACGGCGAUAUACUCAGCUCAGGGUCCAGAGACAGACAUAUACGACAAAGAGACACUAGAACACCCCCGUCACAAGCGUCACGCAUAUUACAGGGGCAUAGACAAGAGGUUUGCGGUCUGAAAUGGUCGCCCGACGGUCAGUCACUGGCUUCCGGCGGCAACGAUAACAAACUCUUUGUGUGGUCUAUGCACUCGACUUCCCCGGUACAGACGUACGGUGCUCACGUAGCGGCGGUUAAAGCCAUCGCGUGGUCGCCGCACCAGCACGGCCUGCUCGCCUCGGGCGGAGGGACCGCAGACAGGUGCAUUCGCUUCUGGAACACGCUCACCUCGCAGCCGAUGCAGUGUGUUGACACAGGAUCACAAGUGUGCAACUUAGCGUGGUCGAAGCACUCGAGCGAGCUGGUGUCUACGCACGGGUAUUCACAGAACCAAAUAUUGGUGUGGAAGUAUCCUUCGCUCACGCAGGUCGCGAAGCUAACAGGCCACUCGUACCGCGUGCUGUACCUGGCGCUGUCGCCCGACGGCGAGGCCAUCGUGACGGGCGCGGGCGACGAGACCCUACGCUUCUGGAACGUCUUCUCAAAAACACCCUCACACAAAGAAAACAAGAGUGUUCUCAACUUAUACACCGCACUCAGAUAG
Messenger RNA from Arctia plantaginis, 1476 nucleotides. The record is from the annotation of a GenBank genome assembly. NCBI's taxonomy places the organism in Eukaryota, Metazoa, Arthropoda, Insecta, Lepidoptera, Erebidae.